GCUUCGUCACUUCGUCUGGCUGCUGGCGUCUCGAGUUGUACAAUGUGCAGAACUAAGCUCGUCAUAUGCGCGGCCUCUCUGUCGUGAAUAUUAUUUCGUGAGAUGAGAUGAAUCGAAGGCAGUCUUGGUUGAUCUUCCAGUGGAUUUCCGUCUCUCGACAUGCGUCUAUGUUCAUCGUUUUCAUGCUCGCCCGAGCACCUGGGCAAGAAUCGACUACGGCGCAUUGCCUGACGACGACCUCACCCCACCCAUCUCGUGAUUGUCUGUUCCUCAUGAAAGUUACGAUACGACAUGAUACCACAAGGCGCGAUCAAACGAUGCCAAACGCGAACGCGACCCCCCAAGCUAUGAGCACUAAGUCGAGGCGUGGCUUUGAUCAAAAUCAGAUAAGCAUAAGCGUACACACGUCGCUCCAGCAUCUGCUGGAGGGAAGUGGGCUGUAGCCUGUAGGAUACAGGCUGUGGAGAAACGGGGAGGGGUGACGCCUGUGGGCAUCUCGAAUAAGGCCAACGUGCUCAAGGAGAUAGACACCCGUUUUGCGUGUGGGGGGAGAGAGGGCUACGUUUCACCGUCCCUGGCGAUGCAUGGGGAAGCAAAACCAAGCUCUUUCUAUACUAGCCUUUAGCGCUAGUCUACGAUGCGUUGGUGGUUGGGCAGACAAGAAGAAGACAUUGGCAGGAUCG
This is a messenger RNA of Tilletiaria anomala UBC 951, 683 nucleotides long. RefSeq lists its product as uncharacterized. The coding region runs from base 108 to 443 and encodes 111 amino acids. The transcript is spliced from 2 exons. The record is from RefSeq and is a predicted model, not a curated record. NCBI's taxonomy places the organism in Eukaryota, Fungi, Basidiomycota, Exobasidiomycetes, Georgefischeriales, Tilletiariaceae.